UUGAGCACGUAAUAUGACUCAAUUGUAGGUUAACCCCUUGCCUUACGAUUUAAGAUUUAACAGCGUGGUCCCAAAAUGUAAACAGAACUGUCGAGCCUUCGAGCCAUUCCCCGACUCGGCAAAUCUGUCUUAAGUUGUACCAAUCGCACACGAUUUACGUGGGGUGUCGUACCUAUUAGAAAAAUAAAUCACGAGCGUGACACGUGGUGUUUACAUCUGACGCGGCCGACGUACCACGGACCAGGGCCUGUGAUAGUCAUUUUUGGCCCGACCGAUGUACCACGGGCCAGGCUCGUGAUAAUCAGUUUUGGCUCGAAAACGCGAUCACGAGCAUCACACGAGGUUGUAGGCCAAAGGGUUAAAGUAGAGCUGAAGAGAGCAAACCUGUUAUUAUUAUGGCUAGCCCACCAAAAGAAAAAUCAUGCUCUCUUAUAGAAGAGUUAGCAAGGAAUGCUGUAUUAGUUCACAGUGCUUCUUUAACACCUGGUACAUCUACAGUAAAAGGUUAUGAUUUUAACAAUGGCCUCGAUUAUCAUGAAUUAUUCAAAACCAUGAGAUAUUCUGGUUUCCAAGCAACAAAUUUUGGAUUGGCAGUGGAAGAAAUAAAGAAAAUGCUGGACCAAAGAAAUAUACCUCUCGCGGAAGAUCAAAUUGACAAUAUGGAACAAGAUGAAUUUAUAAAGAGAAAAUACAGUUGUUCAAUAUUUCUAGGCUACACGUCGAAUAUGGUAUCCUGUGGCAUCAGGGAUACUAUAAGAUAUCUCGUGCAACAUAAACUUGUGGAUUGUAUUGUUACUACAGCAGGUGGAGUAGAGGAGGAUCUGAUAAAGUGUUUAGCACCUACAUAUCUUGGAUGCUUUAGUUAUGAUGGUAGGAUUCUCAGAGAAAAGGGAUUCAACAGAAUUGGAAAUUUGAUAGUACCAAAUGAUAAUUAUUGUCUGUUUGAAGACUGGGUGAUGCCAAGGUUAGAUACGAUGCUAGAUGAACAGGUGAAACAGGGUACUUUGUGGACGCCGUCUAAGAUAAUAACCAGACUCGGCGAAGAGAUCAAUAAUGAAGAAUCUAUUUAUUAUUGGGCUGCAAAAAAUAAGAUUCCAGUAUUUUGCCCAGCAUUGACCGAUGGUAGUCUCGGUGAUAUGAUGUUUUUUCAUUCUUUUAAGAAACCAGGAUUGGUAAUCGACAUACUUGCAGAUCUUAAGAAAUUAAAUACAAUAUCUCUAAAGGCUGUGACAAGCGGCAUGAUAAUUAUUGGAGGUGGUCUCAUAAAGCAUCAUAUCUGCAAUGCUAAUCUCAUGAGAAACGGUGCUGAUUUUGCCGUAUUCUUGAACACUUCCUCGGAUUUCGACGGCAGCGAUAGCGGUGCCCGGCCCGACGAAGCGAUUUCUUGGGGAAAAAUCCGAAAAGAUGCCAACCCUGUCAAGGUGUACGCUGAGGCUUCUCUAAUAUUUCCAUUGUUAGUAGGAGAAACAUUCGUUAGGUAUCACAUGUCCCGUAAAGAUAACAAUUAAGUAUCUAGAAUAUAAGAAAAUUAUAAAAAAAAAAUAAAAAAAAAGAAAUAACUAAAAGUGUAAGAAAAAAUUCCUCUUUAUUAUUCUUCUGAAUUAUUCUUCUAAAUUACAUAGAAUUAAAUGAAAGAUUAGUAUUAUUAUGAAAGAUUAAUAUUAUCAUGA
This is a messenger RNA of Dinoponera quadriceps, 1670 nucleotides long. It is a transcript of the gene Dhps, whose product is annotated as probable deoxyhypusine synthase. Lineage: Eukaryota; Metazoa; Arthropoda; Insecta; Hymenoptera; Formicidae. Gene Ontology annotation, cellular component: cytoplasm. The record is from RefSeq and is a predicted model, not a curated record. Gene Ontology annotation, molecular function: deoxyhypusine synthase activity. Gene Ontology annotation, biological process: peptidyl-hypusine biosynthetic process. The transcript is spliced from 8 exons. The coding region runs from base 396 to 1508 and encodes 370 amino acids.